Molecule: messenger RNA, 1970 nt
Organism: Diprion similis
Lineage: Eukaryota; Metazoa; Arthropoda; Insecta; Hymenoptera; Diprionidae
Product: alpha-glucosidase-like
Exons: 6
Coding region: 40-1893 (617 amino acids)
Biological process (GO): carbohydrate metabolic process
Source: RefSeq, a predicted model, not a curated record
GUACACUGUAAUUCUACGAAACUAAUUGUCAAUCACGCGAUGUGUUCUCUGAGAGGGAUUUUCUUCGUCGUUGCUGUAACGGCGUCAAUCGAAGCUACCAGCUUCAACGUAACCCAAGCAACGCUUUGGUGGCAGACAACAACUCUUUACCAAAUUUGGCCACGUUCUUUCAAAGACAGUGACGGUGAUGGAAUCGGUGAUUUGAAUGGUAUCACUAGCAAAUUGACUCACUUGGUUGACAUGGGAAUCGAAGUUAUCUGGCUUUCACCUUUCUUCGCGAGUCCCUUAAUCGAUAGCGGCUACGAUAUUUCCGAUUACCUUAGCGUGAAUCCAGUCUAUGGUACCCUGGAUGAUUUCGACGACCUCAUCGCUACGGCAAAUGAACUUGGUCUUAAAGUAGUUUUGGAUUACGUGCCCAAUCAUACAAGCGACGAACACGCAUGGUUCAACUAUUCGAAGUACAGCGUCGAUCCUUACACUGAUUACUACAUUUGGAACGAAGGAAUCGAGGUGAACGGCACUCGGAAUCCGCCGAAUAAUUGGCUCAGCGUUUUCAACAGCGGAAGCGCAUGGGAAUGGGUGGACGAACGUCAGGCCUACUAUCUUCAUCAAUUUCACGUCAAGCAGCCCGAUCUUAACUUCACGAAUGAGCUGGUGAUAGAGGAAACCAAGGAGAUACUGACCUUCUGGCUAGAUCGUGGUAUUUACGGUUUCCGCAUCGACUCCCUGCCCUACCUGAUAGAGGAUGCUUCACUGGCAGACGAGCCGGCAUCUGGUUUGGACGGCUACACGUCAACCGACUAUUACUAUCUGGAGCACAUAUACACGAAGGAUUUGCAAGAGAAUUACGAAAUAGUACAAAUAUGGAGGGAUCACAUAGACAAUUACACGCUUGUUAAAGGGGACGGUGUUGAGAGAGUGAUGUUCACCGAAGCAUACGCAAAUAUUUCAAGUAUAAUGGAAUACUACAAUUACGGAUCCCACGUACCGUUCAAUUUCUUCAUGAUCAAAGACGAGAAUGGCGUGAAUAAUGCCGUUUUAGACACAGCUGGCGAAGUAGUGGACAUAAUUGUCAAAUGGAUGGAGAACUUGCCGGAGAACGCAACAGCAAAUUGGGUGUUUGGAAACCACGACAACAGUCGGAUCGCAACUAAGCUCGGCGAGGCCCGUGUGGAUGCUGUUAAUUUACUGCUCUUUCUGCUCCCCGGUGUUGCGACCAUUUAUAACGGGGACGAAAUCGGUAUGACCGAUACCUAUCUCACAUGGGAAGAGACUGAGGAUCCUCAGGCUUGCAGCACGGACGAAAGUCGUUACGAAUCGUUCUCAAGAGAUCCCGAACGCACUCCUUAUCAGUGGGACAACACGACUUCCGCCGGUUUUUCAACGAACGCUACUACCAUGCUGCCGGUGAACUCGAACUAUCUAACAUUGAACCUCGCGGCUCAAAAGGCAGCCGAUAUCAGUAAUUACAAGAAUGUACAAGAACUGAUUCGGUUGCGCAACAGUACGGUAGUUCAGCGGGGAAAUUUGAACGUUCAAGUCAUCAGCGAAAGUGUAAUAGCCUUCACAAGAGAGAUUGUCGACUCUCAGCCGAUCGCUGUUUUGGUCAAUUGGGACAACACAAGUGCGGUGACGUUUAGCCUGGAAGUGUUCGAAAGUCUUCCUGAAACUUUGGAGGUCUUGAUCGCUGACAUUAAUUCCGGAAUUAUUGUUGGGGAUCAAUAUGCUAAAACCAGCAUUGAACUACCUGCGAACGCUGCAGUUGUCCUGCAGGGUGUCGAGGAUGCUGUUUCCGAAGCAUGGACCAGCCGAUCAUCGAUAACUCGCUGUGUCCUUGGUUUAAUCUGCAUUUUACAAUUGACCUGUAAUCACUUGCCUAUUUUAUUCACGUAAUAAUAAUCUCGUAUCUGUUGUUAUAACAGAAAAUCUUAUCAAUCAAAGUCCACUUUCCAAUCCAUCGAUGCCCAUGA